ACAACAAAAUCCCAAAACAUCACCAAAUACUAAAUCCCCUUUUACUCCACCGAUCGUUCGAUUGGCAAUGAUUCUUGACUCUUACGACCCUAUGACCCUCUUCUUCCUCACGUCGUAUUCUAUCCUAUCGUUCAUGCUUUUCAUCUCCUUCUCACUAUAAAUAAUUUAAUGGUCGUAAGUUCACAACAGUUCUCGACUUCCGACCAAACUACCUUGCUUAACCUCAAGCAACAGUGAGGGAAUCCACGGUCAUUAGAAGAUUGGAACUCCACCUCGUCACCUUGCAGCUGGCCCGAGGUUCAAUGCCGGAAUGGCUCCGUCAUCAUGCUGCAACUCGACAGCAAGGAACUUACCGGAACUAUACCGCCUUACAGGAACAAACGCGUCACAAUCACUAGAAGAUUGCGCUCACAGAUCCGAAGAUGUGAACAAUGGCGGGUCCUGUGGGUCGUACAGGAACGAACGCGUCACAAUCGAUUCGUGGAUCUAGAAUCGUCGUUGCAAUUGCUUCGAGAAAGUUAUCAGAUUGCAAGAUUGUGUUACGAUUUUGUUGAAUUUAUGUAAAGAAUUUAUAGCAUUGAAGAAUUGUUGAACUUGGACUCUCGUAUCUCAUGUCUUGUUCUACAACAUCUUAUGGAUGGGUUCAUAUCUUUAACAUUCAGACAUGAGGAUCUGAAUUGUUCUUUAUUUUGUUACAUAGUGAGGGAAAUGCUUGCUUGUGCAGUAAUAUGACCAGUUAUAAAUUUAGCAAAUCCCAGGUUUAUUAGUGAAAGGAUUGGAAAUGUGGUUCAAAAUUCAGCAAGAAAGCCUGAAAAAAGUAUCAGCCUGCAGCAGGGCCUAUCUUGAUGUUCUCUAUCUAGGGGUGUUUUGGGAUCGCUAAUUCAAAACAUUUUUUUUAAAUAUUGUUUGUUUACAGGGUAUCUGAAGAUGAUACAAUGAAACUUGGGAGUAUUGUAUUAGGUAGUGUUGAAAGAGUAACUCCUCAUGCAAUAAUAGUUAAUGUUGAUGUUAAAGGUUACAAUAAGGGCAUGAUUUCUUCUGAACAUUUGGCAGAUAACCAUGGGCUUGCUUCCAUGAUGGAGUCGGUAUUAAAGCCAGGAUACAAGUUUGAAAAACUUUUGGUUCUAGGUAAGUAUGUAUAUUCAAUGUUUACAUAUAUAUAAAUUGAUCUCAUUGCAUUUACAAAUUUUGUCUUUUUUUGCAGAUGUUCAAGCGAAUGCCCUAAUGGGAUCUUAUUCGUCUCAGACAACAGUCUCCAUUUGUUGGAAAUGGUGCAUAGCAAGAGGUUGAAUGUGCAGAAGUUUCACCUUGGAGGGACACCAAGGAAGGUUUUAUAUCAUUCUGAAAGCAAAUUGUUGGUGGUUUUGAGGACAGAAUAUGAGCAAAAAAAGAUUCCAAUUUUUUUUGUCCUUGCCACGUCAGCUAUCCAUAAAGCUUUAACACUUUAAUGCUCAAAAAAAACACAAGUGCUUGUCCUGAAGGUCAGAGGAUAAGUCAACAACAUCAUAAGUAACUAAACAGACACAAAAUGACUGCACAACUACCCAACAAAUUACCCCAUUUAUAAGGUCAGAUAAGUAAAUAUAACACACACACACAAACCUAGGAUAACUAUAAUCUGGAACUCCUACAAAAAAAAAGUUGCGACUUGUGACCAGAAGUCUAUAAGGUUAAACUUCUUUUCCAAAAGAUAAAUAACUACAUCACAAGAACUAACUAACAAACAUUAUCAACUAUGAGAUCAAAAUGUUCUCUGACCCCUUUCAAUUAAAUACUUUUCAGCUGCUCUAUACUUGGUAGCUCAGAAAUCACCAUCUAAAUACUAUUCAAUGCUUACUUCCAGACUUGUAGCCCAUCUUCGGUUGUAGUUCACAUUGGGCUGAGAGUGAACGUACAACCCAUUAAGUAUGAUGCCAAAUUGGGCUUAAAUCCAAAAUGAUUUUGGGUCGUACAGGUGGAUCUUGGUUGUCCAUUAGUUGAUAAUUCCAAGUGGGAAAACAAACUUACAAGUUCUACAACUAAUUUUACAAUCCAAAUUAUUUACAAACAUUUUCACAAUUUUACACGAAUCAAAACACUAACAUACUUCAUAAUUUACAAACAUAAACAACCAUGAACAUUUAUUACAUUUAAUUUUGGGUUUAACUAACGUAUUCAUCCUAAUAAUCCUUUUAAUGGUUUGUUUUAUUAAAUAUUAGAAGAACACUCAUUUAUUACAGAUUUGAGUGGUUUGAUUUCAUCAUCUGUUAAACUUGAGCAUGGAGAAACAGGGAAGUGUAUGGAGUUGUUAAAAGCUGGAAAUGAACAGGUAUUGGUGGUGGGCACUAGUCUCUCCACUGGCCCUGCCAUAAUGUCAACUGGUGAAGCUGAAAGUACAAAAGGCAGAUUGAUAGUCCUGUGCCUUGAACACAAACAAACCUUAGACAGUGGAUCAAUGGCAUUUUAUUCAAAAAGAAAUUCCCCCUUUUGUGACAGUGGAGGAGGAGGAAGUGAGCAGCUUUCAAGCAGUAGUCUUUGCAGCAGCCCUGAUGAUAUUGAUAGCAACAAUUGUGAUGUAAAUGGAAUCAAAUUAGAAGAAACCGAAGCAUGGAAUUUAAGAUUAGCUUAUGCAACAAAUAUGCGUGGCAUUGUUCUUGCUUUAUGCCCUUAUCUUGAUUGUUAUUUCUUAGCCUCUGCUGGUAGUUCUUUUUAUGUAUGCAGCUUUCAGAAUGAUAGCAGUUUAAGGGUGAAAAGAUUGGCUGGUGGAAAGACACGGUUUAUGAUCAUGACUUUGACCACUCAUUUUACUACUAUUGUUGUUGGUGAUUGUCAUGAUGGCAUUCUUUUCUAUGCUUAUUAUGAGGAUGCCAAGAAGGUGGAACAGUUAUACAGUGAUCCUGUUCAAAGAUUGGUUGCUGAUUGCCUUCUUAUGAAUAUCGAUACAACUAUUGUUUCAGAUCAUAAGGGCAGCAUUGCUGUAUUUUCAUGUUCCCAUCAUUCUACUGAAAAUGCAAGUCCUGAAUGUAACUUGAAGGUUUGUUCUUCCUUCUAUAUGGGUGAGGUCGCAAUGAGCAUCCGAAAGGGUUCGUUUUCAUACAAACUUUUGGCGGAUGAUGAAAUGAGGGGGGAUUGCAAUAUUGCAAGUUCAAUUAUGGAUUCAUCGUCACAUAGUAGUAUUGUCGCAAGCAAUUUGUUAGGAAGCAUAAGUCUUGAAGUUUUUGAUGGAAAAGAAUAGUGUUAAUGCUCUUCAUAGAAAAGUAUGUUGGUAUUUUAGGAAAUUUGGCUAAUAAUUUAGUUAAUUAUAUAAAAAAUGUUGAAAUGUUAUAUUUGUCUACUAUUGGAAUGAUUAUUUGAUGUAUUACAUUUGUUUACUAUUGGAAUGAUUAUUUUUAUGACAUUAACUUUUGUUCAA
Messenger RNA from Lactuca sativa (garden lettuce), 3391 nucleotides. Lineage: Eukaryota; Viridiplantae; Streptophyta; Magnoliopsida; Asterales; Asteraceae. The record is from RefSeq and is a predicted model, not a curated record.